UAAGCGUGCGUGUUUAUGAAAUGUUCGUUGUCGCCUUUGUCAUCAAUCAGAGUUUACGCGUGCGCAUCUCGGAACGAGGCGCGAAAUGUGUCGCGCACGCGUGCAUACGAUCGACUCCUAUGGACGCGCGUCGAUGAUUCGCCGUUGACCGCGCGACGAGACCUAAUCUCGAGGGACAACGGUGGAAAGCGCGCGAAUCAGACAUCCCUCUGCGGCAUCAAAUGGAGAAAGCUCGUGUGGGGCGAAGUGGCAGGUGGAUUCGGUGGCACUCCCCUCGAGGAUCCGGUAUUGUCGAGUUUCUCGCGAUGUUUAGCUGGUGACAUUCUGUGCGUGUGGCGACGAGUAGCCGCCACGCCGGCCACUGCCGGCCCGGCGGCUGCUGCCAACGCCGCUUCGGCGCCCGGGGCUGGCAUCUUCGACCUGGGCAUCGCGCCCUCGCCCGCGCCCCCGCCGCUCUCCCUCACCGCCGCCAAGGAGCUCUGGAUCUUCUGGUACGGCGAGGAACCCGAUCUCUCCGGCCUGGUAUCACCGGAGCUCAUCGCUUGCGAAAGUGAACAGGGUUCUUGGGAAAGCGGAUUGUCGUACGAAUGCCGGUCACUUCUUUUCAAGGCUCUGCAUAACUUGAUCGAACGGUGUUUGCUAUCCCGUGACUUCGUUCGUUUAGGAAAGUGGUUUGUGCAACCUUAUAAUGGCUACGAGAAACACCGUUGCAGCAGCAGCCACCUGUCGUUCUCAUUUGCAUUCUUUGUCCACGGAGAAAGUACUGUGUGUGCAAGUGUGGACGUUAGGCAGCAUCCUGCGGUGCGACAUCUUACAAAGACAUGUCUACAACGUACCCAAACCUCUCAAUCCGGCGUCAAGGUGAUCCUAGCCCCUUACGGAUUGGCGGGCACAUUGACGGGUCAAGUGAGCCGUAUGGAUAGUCAACUUCUCGAAGAAUGGAAACACUUCUAUCCGAUUAGUACCGGCAGUCACCCGGAGACCGGGCUUCCGCCCCUCGUGGAGGUUCUCGUCGGUGGCGUGCGCAUGCGUUAUCCUUCUUGUUACGUCUUGGUUACGGAUAUGGAUGAUACGCCACCCGAAACUCCUCUCUCACCACCGAGCAGUCCCGUCGCUUGCGAACGACCCCUCUUAACACAACAAGAACUGAGCGCAGCUACCGAAUUGCCGGAACGCGUGUGGGCAGAAUGUACUUUGAGUUCGCCAGUGUCCGCUUCCAAAACAGAAUCUUCCACGGAACCUGAAACCUGGACGUUUGUGGAACCGACGCAAAAGUCUUCCUGUACCUGUUCAUGUUCGAAGUAUACGACCCCCGGGGGUUGGAAGAGCCUGGCCUCCUCUCAGAUUCAGAGGGAGAGGGUAGAUAAAGGUGGACGGAGGGUCAUACCGUUUCACCGACGCUCUACCACUCAAUGGGACGCUUGUCCCUCUGUCCCUGCUAAUGCCCCCAGGUCGGUACUAAGUAGAACGGAAGCACCUAGUACACCACCGGGCGGUCCUCCUUCGUAUUCGCGUGGACCACCAACGGGAGGAGAUUGUCUACCGGUACCGUCAGUUGGCUCACCAGGUUCUCCAGCACCGUCACCCCUCCUGACUCCGCACUCUGAGCCGGCGUCAGUUCCGCCCGCGGAACCCACGAUGCCGACUCUCAGUCCGCAACCGCCACCCAGUCACACAAACACUGCCCCACCUCUGACCCCAUCGCAAGGGCCCAAGUCCAUUUCUUCCGCGUGCAACAAUCAGGUGCACAGUCCAUCGGUUCCCGGGCCGAUACUGAAACGACCGGUCUUGGCGUCCAGGGAAUACGAGGGCGCUCUCUUAGACGACGAGCAACCCUUGUCUUGGCUGUACGAUUACUCGCUUCAGGAGGCAUGGCUGAAUCAUCCCGUGAAGCGUUUCAAGGCCACGAGCACCACCGGUCCCCCGAUCAACCGCAGCAACAUUCUAUACCCACCGAUGAACUCUCAAACGCUCCAGUCUCAAGCACCUAAGCUGGAAAUUAAACAAGAACCUGUCGCAGUUGCUGAAUGUAUUGGUAGAAGAACCGAUCCAUACGAAUUUGAUGCGACGGGUGAAGAAAAUGGCACAAAUGUCGAUGGUCUCAGACGACAGAGGGACGAUCCGUCUAAACCAGGAUCUCUCUUUACCAGCGAGGGUCUUCAACCAUCCUACAAAGAUUUAGAUCAAAUAUUUGACAAUUCCGACGCUGAUACUUCCAGUGACGAAACGAAUUUGAAUCAACUACAAAUACAAACGCCGCCCGGUUCGAAUAAAUCCGGUGGAUUGCACGAGGAAACGAGAAUAGAUGGUACGAACAAGAAUAACAAUCGAGGAGUUACAGUUCUACGACCAGAGGAGCUUUCCAAGAUGUUUCCUACUCCACCUUCUUUAGAGCAUAAUCCGGUCGCUUCGCCUUGCCAGUUGAGCGACCCCCUCAUAGACCAGACUGAACUUCUAAUGCCCACGCGUCCGCUCAGACACUUGCCCGACAUUUAUCCUAACAUGGGCUCUCCACAGGAGGAGCCGAUCGAUGAUUGGUCAUACGUGUUCAAACCGGCAGCUAUCUGCAAAAUGGUCGGUUCUUCCAAGUACGCACCCCUCACGAAUCUGCCUAGCCAAUCUCUGCCAUCCAUCACACUGCCAUCGCACUGCGUGUACAGACCUUCCUGGCAGUGCAAUCCUGCUUCCACUAAUCAGGCGGACAAAUCUCUUCCACCAACCAGACCCGGAUCCGUACAACAGCAACAACAACAACAACAGCAUCAACAGCAACAACAGCAGCAGCAGCAGCAGCAACAACAGCAGCAGCAGCAGCCUUGUCCUUCAAGUCCAGCGCCACCCUACCGCUCGGCCACUCUUCCUGGUAGGCCGCCGCCGCCGCCGUACGACCAACCAAGCCCGGCUACCUCUACUACUUCCUCGUAUCUUAAUAAAAAUCUCAACAGCAUCGAGGCAGAUACACCGGGACCCGCUCGUGCGCCCGAAUCUAAUUCUCUUAUAGUGAAUAUUCUCUUAGGCGACACGGCACUCAAUAUCUUCCGCGAUCACAAUUUCGAUAGUUGCAGCCUAUGCGUUUGCAAUGCCGGACCCAAGGUAGUGGGCAAUAUCAAAGGCGCCGACGCGGGUGUUUAUCUCAGCAAUUCGUGGGCGGGCUCUGCGCUUUUCCAGGACGAUGAUCCGAUUAGAUGCAGUUGCGGUUUCAGCGCCGUGGUGAACCGCCGUCUCGCGCACCGGGCAGGCUUGUUCUACGAGGACGAAAUGGAGAUCACAGGCGUCGCCGAAGACCCGGCGGAGAAAAAGAAAGGCUCACUCGCCGCGGCUGCGUGUCCUGGCGCGAAAGCAACUCCGGAUGGUCUCGACAUAACAUCGCCCAACGUUCUCGAAUUAUUGCGCGAGCAAUGCCUGAUUGUUCAAAGCUCGGCCAGCAGUCUGUAUCGAGCGGCUAGAAUAUGUGCCACCACGAAGAGCUAUCCGACGCUGACGCCGACUGUCAACACCCUAGAAUUCAACGAUGGUAACGAGGUUUGCGUUGCGGCGCUCGAUCAGGGCAAACUUGAUGGCGCGCACAACGAGAGGGUCGUGCGCGUAAACGGUGUGCACCGAUGGGUGUUCCUCAGAGCGCGUGGUCCCCAGUGUAGCGGCGACAUUGUGCGGAUGAUGAGGUCGCUACAGCCACUGCUCCAGGAUGCGGUACAGAAGAAAUGUACCACUCGUAUGUGGGAGGCACCGUACACCGUUGCCGGACCACUCACGUGGCGGCAGUUUCAUCGUUUAGCCGGGCGCGGCACGGAUGAUCGCUGCGAGCCGCAACCAAUACCCGCUCUAGUCGUUGGAUACGAUCGCGAUUGGCUAUCAUUGUCGCCGUACGCAAUCUGUUUCUGGGAAAAGCUGUCAUUGGAGCCAUUUGCCGGGCCCAGAGAUGUCGCCUAUGUAGUCGUUGCACCCGACAGCGAUUGUAUUGUCAAUAGAGUCAAGUCGUUCUUCCGAGAACUGUCCUGCACAUAUGAGAUUUGCCGAUUAGGAAGGCACACGCCAAUUUCGAAACAAUUACGCGAUGGAAUCCUACGCGUCGGCAAAUCGACCGCGCAGAAACUCGCAAAGCAACCAAUGGAUGAGUGGUUCAAGUUUUUGGGAGAGAAUCAUCUAGGCGAAUUGUUGAGGCUGUACGCUCAAGUGUGUAAUCAUCGGUUAGCCCCGUAUCUGACGCAGGUUAUACAAGACCGUAGUUUGUUAGAUCCUGGUGAUUCGCAAUCGUCCAACAAACAGCAAUCUACUAUUCCUGUUUCCGAUACUAUGCCAGCUACACCCGAUGUAUUAACGACCAAACCCGAGUCUGUUGAAGGAGAGAAUCCGCGAAGUGAGACUCCUUCCUCAACGAGCACAGCGACAAAUCAAACCGCUACUAAUACAACCGGUAAUACAACACCGACUUCACAAACUACAAGCACCACCACGCCGAUUACUACAACUACGGGUCCGGACGAGGAGGAGAUCGAGCCUCCGGCCAUCGUUGUCUAUUUUGUCGAACCAUUCUCUUUAGGCGGCACUGAGGAUCCCGAUCGACGACGACUCGCCAUUUUAGCUUUACUCAGAGCUUACUCAUCCGCAAUCAAUAGCAUGCCUGAGAAUAUGAGAUCAAAUAUUCAUGUUCAGAUAAUAUCCUUGGAAAGCAUAAUGGAAUUAGGACGAGCUCGAGAGAGGCGAAAGAUUCAAGAUGAAAUGCGAGCCUUGGCAUUGAAUGUCUUCCUGCAAGGGCGUCGAUUGUUAAACCAUAAUUCUACAGUAAAAAGUCUCACCGGUUUCGGUACUGCCGCCGCUGCAGAUCUCUUUCUCAAGAGUAAAGACGAACGGAACAAGGCAUCUUACCGGCUCUAUGCACCGGCUUUCGUGUUGGCACCGCUGCGGGCGAAGAGUGAAGCUCCCGAAUCAUUCGGCAUGGCGAGGCCCGAGGAAUGCGCGGUGCUCUAUCUCAGCUAUUGUUUGAGCGAGGAUCAGUCUUGGCUAUUGGCAGCUGCGACCGACGACAGGGGUGAAAUUUUCGAAACCGCUACCAUAAAUAUUGACAUACCCAAUAGGAAGAGAAGAAAACGAGCUUCAGCUAGGCGUAUCGGCCUUCAAAAACUCAUGGACUUUAUAUUAAGCGUAAUGUCCCAGGGUGUGCAACCAUGGAGAUUGGUCGUAGGUCGAGUAGGACGUAUUGGACAUGGUGAACUAAAGGGAUGGAGUUGGUUACUUUCUAGAAAAGCACUUUUGAAAGCCUCAAAGCAUCUGAAAGAGAUAUGUGGACAAUGUAGUCUCUUGUAUCCUUCAGCAGCACCUUGCGUGCUCAGCGCAUGCUUAGUUUCGCUCGAACCGGACUCCACUCUCAGAUUGAUGGCUGAUCAAUUCACUCCCGAUGAGAGAUUCAGUCAAGCCUCUGUAAACUGCCAAUUAUCCACACCACAGGAUGUUACGUGUACUCAUAUACUUGUUUUCCCUNCAUCAGCUACCACCCAGUCAUCGCAGACAGCAUUUCAAGAGCAACAUAACGUACCCGAAUUAGGAGAUGACGAAUUGUUCUCCGCUCUAAAUGAUGAUAUGCCAGAGGGUAUGGAAGGGAUGGGAGAUUUUAACGAUAUAUUCAAUGUAUGGCCUGAACCGGGUGCAGGCGGUGGACAAAGCCCGAACGGAAGUCCGCAUCGUCCCGAAGGAUCACCGCACGGAGGGGAUGGUGGUGGAUCGGGCUUAGGCAAUCACGAUGGUCCUGGUAGUCCCUUUCCGUGCAGUAAUACGCCAAGGAUAGCGAUAGCUGAACAAACGGAAGAAGUUGGCACCCUUUUGCAACAACCUCUCGCUCUUGGCUAUCUAGUAUCGACUGCGCCAACGGGACGAAUGCCACCAUGGUUCUGGGCAGCUUGUCCUCACCUUGAGAACGUCUGUCCGGUAUUUUUGAAAAAUGCGUUACAUCUGCACAGUCCCGCGAUACAACAAAACAGUGACGAUUUACUUCAGCAACAAAGCGCACCCACUGCUCAUCCGUUGGACUCGCAAUACACCACCGACGUGCUUAGGUACGUGUUGGAAGGAUAUAACGCACUGUCGUGGCUCGCGUUGGAUGCGAACACCAAGGACCGAUUGUCCUGCUUACCAGUACACGUGCAGGCGCUCAUGCAUCUCUAUCAUGCGACGGCAGCUCUCGUCUGACCCACACCCUCUCCCGUUGUAGUGCAGUAUGUGCACCUCUCUCACGCACUCCUUAUUAUAUCGUCACUCGGGGCUUUACGAGAGCAACUGAUUUCCUAUGCCCUUUUACCUAUACCUAUACUACGUUAGUUAGGUAUUUAGAGAGAAAGAGAUUGUGUCUAGGUACAGAGUACGAUCCUUCUCGACCAUAUGUAAAGAGAACCGAGAACCUUUUUUACUCGGAAUAUAAUUAACACGACACACACAUACACACAAGAUAACACGAUGAAUGCAAUGGUUGAAAAAUUCAAAACCCAAUGGAAACGAAAUACAGCGCGCGUACGCGACUCUCUUUACCAUUUUUCUAUUAUAUAACAGGCGAAAUAGAUUGUACUUUGUGUUUACGAUCGUAUCUCGUAUUUCAUAAGAGAAAUGCGUGUUCUGUACGAUUAUUGCCAAUGAAAGCAAAUAUGGAACUUGAAUGAUAGAAACGAACGUAUUACAGAAAAAUGAGAAUGCAAGUGAUGAGAGAUGUUGCGAGAAAGAAAGACAGGAGAGAAGAGAGAAUGGAAAUGGAAGAGAGAGAAAGAAAGAGAGAACGAAAGAAAAGUAUGAAAGAGAGGGAGAGAGAGAGAGAGAGAAGUUGAAAAAGAGAGUGCAUAAUAAGAAAAUGAUUAUCGAUUGCCUCUCUAUUGAUAGAUAGUUGAAUUACAAAUCAGAAUCUCUCUAGAAAAAUUACAUAACCAAAAGUUUUUAAUUGUAAAUUAAAUUUUGUACAAAGCUUUUAUUAUUAAUGACGAUGAAGUAAUAUAAAUGAUAUUACGUUGUUUUUUAAUUUUAUAGAUGAUAUAAAAAAGAAAAAGAAAGGUGGACUUCUUUUUUAUAAACGAUGCCUCGUAUAAGCCCCCGAUGUGAGAUAAGUAUGAUAAUUAUAAUAUUAUAUUAUGCUCGCGCGGUACUGGGUCGCUGUUAUCAUGUUUCCUGGACCCGUUAGCGCAAUUUUUCGAUGCUGUUUGACAAAUUUUAUUCGAAUUAGGUGACCUCUAUAUAUUAUACAUACAUUAUAGUGUAAAAUAUUGUUUUUAAAUAAUUUAUGAAGUGAGACAUCGCCGAGAUUAGAUAAUUGAGAAUGAAAGAGAGGGAUAAGGCGAGAAUGAGAGAGAGAGAGAAAGAGAGAGCAAGCGAGAGAGUGAGAAAGAAAGAACGAGCCAAUUACGCAGUGAUUGUUUUUUCCUCCAAUUUAACUCUGAAUGAAAAAAAAGAAAAGACACGAAGAGAGAGAGAGAGAGAGAGGAAUGUGGGGCGCGUCUGAGUGGAGCCACGGUGGCCAAUUGCGUCAGUCGCAUAGUACAAAUAUGACUUGUACAUAGAACCCCUAACUCCCUAAUUAAUUCAUUAAUUUACUCACACACCCACACUCACUCUGUAUCUAUAGUAUUUAUUACUGGGUAGUACGUCAUUAUUGGGAUUAUUAUUAUUAUUAAAAUUAUUAUUACCAUUAUUAUAUUAAUAUUACGAAAUACAGUUUUAUGUGUAUAUAUAU
This is a messenger RNA of Formica exsecta, 7705 nucleotides long. RefSeq names its product mediator of RNA polymerase II transcription subunit 13-like (gene skd). Gene Ontology annotation, molecular function: transcription coregulator activity. The coding region runs from base 16 to 6183 and encodes 2055 amino acids. Gene Ontology annotation, biological process: regulation of transcription by RNA polymerase II. The transcript is spliced from 18 exons. Gene Ontology annotation, cellular component: mediator complex. The record is from RefSeq and is a predicted model, not a curated record. NCBI's taxonomy places the organism in Eukaryota, Metazoa, Arthropoda, Insecta, Hymenoptera, Formicidae.